AAUAAACCGACUCUUCCUGGAUGCUAAAACACAUUUCAAUUCAAUGUGAGUUGUAUUUUGUUGGAUUUUGAUCGUGAUCUGCACCACGUGACUCUCAGAAUUUAAUGAAGUGGGCAAUCGGAAAGCAUUGGGUUUUUGAAUCUGAGUGCUUUGAAACCACAAUAUAUGGUUACAACCGAGUUUGUGUUCACACAAGAGGUAUGCAAACACCCUUAACACGUGCUCUUAGUGAUUCGAAUUUUUGGGAGGAGUUAGGGAGGGUUAUGCAACAGAAGAUGCCGAAGAUAAAACUGCUAACGAUCAAUUAAAAUCUGCGCAGGUCUCUUUGAACUGUUAUUGGGACGACGACUUAGAUCAGGAAGUUUUUCAUUGCCACUGGUUCCAUGCUGCUUCACUUCACACCGUUAUAUAAGUAAUGUUUUGCUACAGAAAUUCAAAACAGGUACUAAAAGCUUAAGAUGCUUGGGAAAGUUGAAGUGCUAUCAGAGGAACUGCAAAACAGUUUCUCAAAAAGUUCAUUUUGACUAACAGUAAACAUGGAUAGAAGCAUGAGCUUUCAUUCCAAUAAGAUGGAGAUAUUACAAAGCAUUUGAAAAUUCGAUGUUGUGGAGUUUAAUUGGUGAUCGAAUACAACAAACGUGUUUUGGGAUUAUGGGUAGAUGUCCGAGGAAUGUCAACGAUUGGCUGAGAGCACUGGUCAUUGUCACCUUAUACAACUUCGUCCAUGGUCAUGCCAGCCCCACAGAAGUUUUGAAAUCAUCAAUGCAAUAUCUCUCGACCAAUCAGACAGGCCCCAGUUCUAAUCCAACCACUUAUCCAAGGACAUCAGACGUAUCAUUACAAUACAUACAAUCGUCAUCAGAAGUGUUUACUAGACUUGAGGAAACUACCGGUGAUUGGUACGGGAUCUCAAGCUCUAAAUAUACCAGCGAUCCGGAAUUCUCACAAAAUCAAGAAUACUCGGAUAUAGUUGUGCUUUUAGAAAAACCUCCUUCAGCCACGGAAAUCACAUCGUUAGUCAAUGCAGUUGACAAACAGACCCCAUCAAGUAACUAUGACCAAAUUUGGACCUCUUCGAGUGCAUUGGUACGGGGAAGUUUGGCAGAGGGGCAAAAUAAAAAUGACACGACACUGGGUAGUUCAGACCCGAGAACAAACAACAGUAACUCCAGGAUGGAUUCAAUACCCAAACUAAACUCAAUGAGCACACAACUUUCAAACAUUAAUUCAGUAAUAUCAUCGAGCCGUCUUGACACAAAGCUAGCCCCAACCAAAUCUUCCAAGGCAUCAUUAUUACCUCAUCCAAAUGUGUCUUCUUUACAGGAAAAUCAGGACAUGGCUGAAAUGUCGCAUUCCUCUUAUUCAACAUCCGAGUCGUUCAAAUCAUAUUCUAACAAAGAAACACUGUCCUAUUCGUUGCAGACAUCAUUCUCUGGCAUUGACCAUUCGUUUUCUUCAGUCGACAAGUUUGUAGGCGACCAAACACUGUAUCCAUCAUCCUUAAUAUUUUCAUCCGACUUGCUGUUGAAUGAAAUAUUGUCUCCAAUACCAGCACCAAUUUCUAACACUUUUCCGUCCGCACCUAUGGAGUCACUGGUUGUGAUCGAAUGGCCAACAUCUGUUCAUAAAGAAAAUGUCACAAAACUCUUCUCGUCUCGGAAAAAAUCAUCAGCAAAAGACAGUAGCAGCAAAACACAAGGAAACUUUAAUUCCACUGCGCAUGCAUCGGAUCACACAGUGUUUCCUAAGCCAAAAAUUUCUACUGAACAUGCUCUUCCUUUUAAAGUUUCUUCAAUGAAUACCUCGAAACACAGUUUAACAGAAAGUCAUAACAGCUCUCUACCCUAUGGACUUCAACAAUCAUUUAAUACUGAGACAUACGUGCUUCUCACCGAAAACCACAGGACAACAGUUCCCAUACAGGUUAUAAAAAGUAACAAAGGUGGAAGCGGGAACAUAGCAGAAAAUGAGAUAACAAGUACAAAUUACAAAUCUGCGUCAUCUAUUUCCACCACCUAUAUGGAAUUCUAUACAGCGUAUUACGUUGAAGAUAGUUCAUAUGACAAACAUUUACUUCAACCUUCUGAAACAACCAUCUUAGGAUUAUCUGACGUGCUGGACUCUUCAAAAUCAACAGAAACUAUUCCUACUACUGCUCAUUUUCAUUCAACUGGUGAGAGUGACAGGCUUGCUUAUAGUCCGUUUGAAAAAGAAGAAACUGAAUCAACAAGUACGGGAAGAGAACUCUUAUGGAGUGACACUUAUUCAAAUAAUAUCUUCAGUAAUGUUAUAAAUUCAGACACUAUGACUGCUCUUCCGAACAAACAAAUUCAAACAUCCGCCAUCAUGUCAUCCUCUGUCCAAACCCACAGAAUUAUCCCUACAAGUACACAUAAAGAAGAAAAUACAACUAAAGCUGUGGAAAGAGCAUUGCAUUCUUCAUUCGAUACAGAGUUUAAAACAAGUUCAAUUGAUGCUUUGAAACCUAGCUUAAAGAUGAAAGAGUCGAAAACUACAACGAAUCUCUAUUCAACAAAUUCAGAUUUUCCAUCAGAUACAAAUGACCAAUAUAAAACUUCCUCAGAAGUAAAGGUAUCAAAAACUUUGAUAAAUCUACUUACAGCCGAUACUGGUUAUCUAAAAAGUACAACUUACAAAUCAAAAUCUAGCACACAAUUAGGAGCAUCGAAAACUAUAAUUAAUCCUUUUUCAACAGGGUUUCAAACAAGCAGAAUUGAGAAACUGAAAUCAAGUUCACAGGAGACAAUGACCGUGACGAAUCUGUCUCCAACCAAUACGAAGUCUCAAACAAAUACCAUUGACCAACUGCAAUCUAGUUCACAAGUGGAAGAGUCGACUUCUCGGGAAAGUCUUUUUACAUUUGAUUUCCAAACAAGUAAAAAAGACAAACUUAAAUCUAGUUCUCUAGAGACGGAAUUGAAAUCUAUGAAUGUUCGCUUUUCAACCGAUACAGUGUUUCAAACAAAUACAUUUGACCAAUUGAGAUCUAGCGGAGACCAUUUUACAACAGAAUUUAACACAAAUGAAAUUGAAACACCAACUAUUUCACACGAAUCAAUUACUAAGGCGAAUCUUUUUUCAACCCACUUACUGCCUCAAACAAAUACUCUUGCCCUGUUGAAAUCUGUCAAACAAAUGGAAGAGUCCAAAGCCAAAAAGCAUGGUUUUACAACAGAUUUCCAAACUGAUAUGAUUGAAAAAAUAAAAUCUAGUUUACGAGAGAGAGAAUCCCUAUCGAACAAUAUUAUGAAUCCUUUAUCAACCGAGACAGAGUUAAAAACAAACUCUAUCGACGUAGUUCAAUCUAGCACACAAGUAGAGGAGUCGAGAAUUCUGGAAAAUCAUUUUUCAUCAAAAUCUGAGUUUCGUAAUCAAAUUAAAUCUAGUUUAGAUGUAAGAAACCCAAACACUACUGAAAGUCUUUUUUCAUCGAAAACCGAAGUGCUUCUAACAAAUACAUGGAAAACUAGCUCAAAAGUGAGAGAGUGGAAAACUGAUUAUACGCCCGGCGACCAACAGUCAACCCCACUUUAUUUCUACAAUGAAAUCAAUGCAACUCCCAUCAACACGGUUAUGUUUCAGUCGGUGCAUGUCGGCACCUCUGAACAGAUAGUAUCACCGGUGAAACAGCCCAUACAUUCCAGCGUCACUUUGUCCUUCUAUACCAGCAUACUUCAAGAUUUGCAGAGUUCCUAUAACUCUGACCCAGGGGAUGGGAAUCAUUGGACCACCACCAAAGAACCUUUGCACAUCUCGACUGAUAACUCUGCAGAAUUGUUAUCAGCACUUGCAGCUAGUGAGGAAGCUAUCGACGCUCAGAGUAAACAAACUGGAGAACAGGUGAGCAGCGUCUUUUCCAAAACACUUGUUAAAACAAUGAGCUCUCAAUUAGCAAGUUCAGCAGACUACAAUCUACUCAGUAGUUUUAAGGAAAACAAACUCAGCUCAGAAACCCAUGCAAUUUAUGCCUAUCAAAGUAAACUUCCAACUACAGUUGAUUAUUUGCUCAGCACUGCUUCUGCUACUAGUAAUGCAACGACUAUCAAACCUUCAGCUCUAAUACAUUCCAGUUUUGGGGACCUAGUGGGGUAUUCAUUGCAUUCAACAAUUGGGGGAUAUUUUUCAUCUGGUGUCUUAAACAGCACCGUGAUCAAACUGACAGUUCCGACUAUGGAGUCUUCGGUUAAUUAUGAUAAAACUAGUUCGAACUCUACAUCCGAAGAAACGCCACUUAAUACUAAAAUGUCCAGAUUUGCCAAUAGAAGAGGAGUUGAAAACAUAACCGUAAAACCAUCAGAUACAACAGAUUAUUCCAUCACGUCUUCAGUCCACUACAAUAAUGCAGAAAUUACAUCACAAUCGAUAUUAUCAAGUAUGCCUAUGUACGCUAAUACUCAAAUACAAAAUUUAUCACAUGCAGAGACUCUGCCUGCUCAGUCGUCCAUUGAAACAAAGUAUGUGUACCAGGUGACAUCAGACUUAAGGACGACAUACAACAAUUUGCUGUCCAGUUAUCCUAUAUAUGUUCCAACAAUUAGUGCGAGUUUUUCCAGUGUUCAUUCACAUAUUAUCGACGAUGCUGUUAGAACUAUGAGUCAAGUAGUCAUGUCUGUUGCCGGAUCAAAUGUACAGUCCCAAGUUAACACAGACCAUACGUCGUCUUCUAGUGUAAUCGCCACAAAUGCAGACUUAUCAGUAAAAGUUCAAGAAGAAUCGGAUGUUUUUGAUAGGGAAAGCAGCGGUGUUUAUUUUUCAUCGUUAUAUUCAUCUGAUCGACCUCUACUUGAAGUCUCGUUUUCAAGAGGGGUCACUCCCUUUGAAACAAAAUACGUUGGAUCAUCCAUGAUUAAAGAUAUGUUGGGUACUCAUGAAAUUGCAGUAACGAAUGCAAUGAUAGAGCAAACGACAUUCACACCGGAGAUUCUUCAAACGCCGAGUUUAACGGUGAUGUUUGAUUCAGAUACGAUAGGUCUGUCAAAUGACAAAUCUUUGAAAGAUAACCAAAUGUUAUCUGCCAUACCAUCCAAAAGGAGCGACUGGGUUUCAGAAAGCAUACAUCUGCAGCAAAAACACACAAGUGAUCAUUCGGAAAUUCAGUCUAGCAUUUUAGAAUCUGCAUUUUUACCCACAAUCAGCUACAACUGGAAUUUGUAUGCCACAACAAUAAAAACUAUAGCAACGAUAUCAACAUCAAAUCACAUUAGAUUGGAAAGUUCAUUAAAAGGGUCAAGUGACACAACAAUAUCAACAUUAGAUCACAUUGGAUUGGACAGUUCAAUGAAAAGUUCAAGUGACACAACGAUAUCAACAUCAGAGCACAUUAGAUUGGAAAGUUCAGUGAAAGAUUCAAGUGACACAACGAUUUCAACAUCAGAGCACUUAAGAAUGGACAGUUCAAUGAAAAGUUCAAGUGACACAACGAUUUCAACAUCAGAGCACUUUAGAAUGGACAGUUCAGUGAAAGAUUCAAGUGACACAACGAUUUCAACAUCAGAGCACUUUAGAAUGGACAGUUCAGUGAAAGAUUCAAGUGACACAACGAUUUCAACAUCAGAGCACAUUAGAUUGGAAAGUUCAGUGAAAGAUUCAAGUGACACAACGAUUUCAACAUCAGAGCACUUUAGAAUGGACAGUUCAGUGAAAGAUUCAAGUGACACAACGAUUUCAACAUCAGAGCACAUUAGAUUGGACAGUUCAGUGAAAGAUUCAAGUGACACAACGAUUUCAACAUCAGAGCACUUUAGAAUGGACAGUUCAGUGAAAGAUUCAAGUGACACAACGAUUUCAACAUCAGAGCACUUUAGAUUGGAUAGUUCAAUGAAAUGGUCAAGUGACUCAACAAUGUCAACAUCAGAGCACAUUAGAUUGGAUAGUUCAAUGAAAUGGUCAAGUGACUCAACAAUAUCAACAUCAGAACACAUUAGAAUGGAUAGUUCAAUGAAAUGGUCGAGUGACACGGGAUCCACUGAAAGUUCAGGUGUCUCUUUGAAAGCGAAACCAACUUUACCACCAACUGUAUCCACAGUUGCAGUGACAUCUCCGUCAAUAACAGUGUAUCCUUAUCCAGAAAAUAACCUUCUUGUCAUUGAAAUUGAUGUUAAAUUAGGAAUAGAUAUUUCUCAGGAACACUUUAAAGAAAAACUAGAAGAAGGCCUCACUACAAUCUACGUUGAAGGGAUGUCUCAGCGAAGGCGCAGGUCUUCUUCAAAAACUCGAACAAAAGACACUGGAAUAUUCGUUAAAAUCAAAGAUAUCAAGAGAAAGUCUGGAGAGCGGGUGGAAAUCAUAUUCCUUGUAACAUACAAUGGGAUAGUGGUCAGCGCCUCACUCGCGGAGAUGGCGUUUCAAAAGAUGUCGGACAUCAAAAUGAGCGCAAUAUUAGGAUAUCCAGUGGUAGUUCCUGUGAGUAGACUGACCUCCAGAAAAGAGCCGCCCUCUGAUGACAGUUGGUGGGGAGGACUGUUCAAUCCUUUAGUGAUAACUCUCAUUGCUGUGCCGACGUCCAUUGUUGUGAUCGCAACAGUUAUUGCUAUAGUCUAUCAAUGCCGAUCUAAGUCAAUACAGCGAUAUCCGUCUGUUCCAAGUCAGAUGGAUUCCUUGUACAAGCAUAAUUUGGUUGUGGAUGUCGAGAAUGGCGAUGUCCGAAACAGAAGAAUCUUCUACGAUUACCCUUCCGAUGAUGAAUUUAGCAUGACAUCCUCUGAAGCGUUCAAUGAAAUCAAACACAAAUACUCCCAAUCAAUGCAUUCCAAAAUCAGAAACUUCGAAAAACUUAACACUAAAAAUCACUUCUACAAUCAGCUGGAGAAAAAACCGAGUGAUGUUGUCAGAAACAAAGUUACAUUUGGAUUGGAUGGUGAUGACAUUAAGUGUCAGUGUACCAAGACCGACAGCAAUGAGUCCAACGACAGUGGAGUUAUCGUCGAUGCUCCAAAAUCACCUGCUCAUGAACAAAAUAACUUAAAAUUGGACGUACCAAGCGUAAAAACUACUCACAUUGUUCAGUCUCAAAAUGAUUCUCAAGCAGCUCCAAAAAGUGUAAUUUUGCAAAAUCCAUAUCCAGUGAAGAAGAAAUCAAAUCUCGUGAAUUUGUCCGGGGAACGUGUGACUUCUUGGGUGUUUAUGGGAGAAAAUACAAAUUCAGCCUACGAAUGCAUUCCAGAGUCCUGUGAUUCUAAACAAAUAAUGACUGCUAGUGACAGUGUAAAUCGGAUUGCUCAUGAUAGUAACUACAUUCCACCCCAACAUGGAGUCGAGUGUCAGGCAUCUGACCAAGGCGCUCUACCCGGUGUACAAGACCAUUUUUAUGAAACUCUUAACCAAAAAGAGCCGUCAAAGUGUGAUCACUCCACGGGUACUCAAACUCAAUCAGGACUCAGUGGUUCGGAUGGGUUUGAGUACCUGGAACCGCUCAGACAGCUCCUGCUGGCCGUGGAGCAGCAGAGGCGCCGUGUGCCCCCUGUUGAUCAGUUCCUUAACGACGAGACUGUCUUUAAACAACCUUUUCAGGGAAUGUGCAAUAUAGAACAUCGUACUCCAAUUUUGCCGUCAUUGAAAAGUCCUUCACUACCGUUGAGAAAUACCACUGACGGAUAUAAUUGUGAGAGUGAUAAUAAUUGUGAGAGUGAUAGAGUUUGUAGCAUUGGCUCUGAUAAACGAACUCAAAACGAGACGCAUGAGAGGAAAGAGCGACAAUUCGCCAAAGGGAUAGACACUAAGUGUGAAGAAAUCUCACGCGCUGAUUCCUGUACAUAUGAUCAACCAUUUCUAUACCCUGUAGGGUUUGCGCAUACAGCAGAAAUUUAGAUCAAAAGCUAUAUAAUUGACUGAUCGAUUAAUAUUGAUAAAAUGUCUUUCAUUCUUACAUUCAUUGCUAUAGUUAAUAUGGUAAUGUUCAUGCAUACCGGUUUCCAUUCACAAUAUAUUAUUUUAGUCAUGUUUGUAAAACUGUUGCCUUCAGUUUCAUGAAGAAAUUAAUAUAUAUUAAAAUUUUAUUUAAGUCAU
Messenger RNA from Magallana angulata, 8025 nucleotides. Its product is annotated as mucin-22-like. Lineage: Eukaryota; Metazoa; Mollusca; Bivalvia; Ostreida; Ostreidae. The record is from RefSeq and is a predicted model, not a curated record.